Molecule: messenger RNA, 3006 nt
Organism: Camponotus floridanus (Florida carpenter ant)
Lineage: Eukaryota; Metazoa; Arthropoda; Insecta; Hymenoptera; Formicidae
Exons: 6
Coding region: 1254-2756 (500 amino acids)
Source: RefSeq, a predicted model, not a curated record
UAUUAAAUUCAUUUUUUAUAAUUUGUCACUAUCUAAGAUUGUUUCUAAGCCUAUGAAAAGAAAAUUGCGUAGAAGAGCUGCAAAAGCUGUCAUGAAAAAACUUAAAGCCGAUGAAUUGCAAAUGAAAAUCAAUAAGAUAUAUGUAUAAUCUUCGGAUAAUAGUUCAGAGGUAUCAUCAAAUAUUGAAGAAAAUUUAGUGUUGUCAGAUGUUGCUAAUGAUGAAUGCUAUUGUGAUGUUCCUGAAGAAAGUAAUAAUAGUGAUACAUCUGUACAAGUUGAACUGGUUGCUGAACAUAUUGUGUCUGAUUCACAGAGUGAAUUGAGUGAGAAUCCACAGUCUGAUAGAAGUGAAGUCGAAAAUGAGAAUGCGAUGGUUUUUAAAAAUGUUGCUCAAAUAGAACAAUUUGUUAUUGAAUCACUUCGAGCGUGGACUUCUGAAUCAGGUGUCCUUUCUAUGUUAAAAGUCGAUAAUUUAUUAAAACGUCUCAGUGUUGGUUUCCCUAAUAUGCCUAAAAGUUACAAAACACUUUUGAAAAGUAAUAUUAAUCCAGAAAUAAAUAUCUGUCAAAAUGGAGAGGAAUAUUGGUACAAAGGUGUUAGAGCUAACUUGGAUCAGUUAUUACAAGAUUAUUUGCAAGUUCAUAAAAAGAUUAUAAUUGAUAUUAAUAUUGAUGGUUUGCCGCUCUUUAAAAGUUCCAAACUUAAAUUUUGGCCAAUUUUAGGGCAUCUUGUUGGGACUCUAAAUGAACCUUUUAUUAUUGCCAUUUACUGUGGAAAAAGUGAUCCUCAGAAUAUUGAAGAAUAUCUAGAAAAAUAUGUAACUGAAUUAGAAGAUUUAUUUCAUAAUGGCUAUAAAUAUGAGAGCAACAAUUAUGAAGUUAUAAUUAGAAAUUAUAUUUUAGACGCUCCUGCAAGAGCAUUGAUUAAAUGUUGUAAGGGACAUUCAGGUUACGCAGCUUGUGAGAAGUGCACCGUCAUUGGAGAAUACAAUAACCACAGGAUUACUUUCAUAGACCUUAAUCAAUCUCUCCGUACAGAUGAAUCUUUCAGAAAUCGCGAGCAACCUCAACAUCACGAAGGAACGUCACCACUUGAAAGAUUAGGAACUGGGCUUGUAUCGCAAUUUCGUCUUGAUCCAAUGCACCUUCUAUAUAUUGUUUGUUGUAUUAAAAUUUUUGCCAACAAAUAAGGAUCCAGAUACAUAUUUUGAUGUUGGUUUAAGAAAGUGGAUUUGCACAGAUCUUGAUGAUGAAAUGUGCGGAAAAACAUAUUGGCCCCCUAAUUCAAACUCUGUAACACAACUAGUAAAAACCGAAGAAUCUUUUAAAACUAAUUGGCCAAAACACGAUGUGGAAGUGAAGAGAUUUUACAAUACUUAUCCAAAAGCCCGUGCAGCUAUUUCUGGAUUCCUUGCUGAUUCUAAUUAUAAAACUGAGAUAGAGCAAUACAUGGGUCGAGGGAAAAGGAGGAAAAAGAGUCGACAAAUUACAUCAUCAGACAGUGAUUCUAAUUCUAAUGUCUCAUUAAAAUUAACGACGAAAAUUAUUCCUGCUCCUCCUCCUGUGUUUCUCAAGAAAGCUUUCUCCAACACUCAACACUGUGAUAGUGAUUCAAAUUCCAAUACUUCUUCAAAACUGAUGAAGAGGAAUGUUUCUGCUUCCUCUACUAUUAAGUUAAGUGAGGUUGAAAAACUUCAAGAAGAAAAGUUUGAAGAAACAAACGUAAAUAAAAGGGUAAAAACAAAAAGGCCAUUCUCUAAACAUUCUAACGUGAACUUGACAGGAAAAGAAAUUCAAAUAGCAAAAGAAAUUGCGGCCUCGAAAAUGAAAAGGCCAGAAUUAUUAACCUCAUUAAGCAAGACUAUAAAAAGUCCAUUAAAACCUGUGUCAUCAUCUGUGUCAAUAUCUUCUCCAACUUCUUUCAAUUCACUGUUUACAAAUAGUCCUGCUAAUUCUGAUACAAGUGCUGUUCAAGAAGAAGAAAAUCUUUUUUCAAAUGUACAAUCACCGAUGCAAAAUACAAUACCUGAAGACAAUUUGUUUAUUCAUCCAACUUCAACGCAAGAUUCUAUAACAACCGAUAAUUUUAAUCGUAAUUCUAAGAACAUCAGCAGUGACUCAAACUGCGAACAUUCAUCAAAAUUAUCUAAUUCAAGCACUUCCCAUCGUACGUACGGACGAACAACAUUUAAAGAGCAGUUGCAUAAUAAGAACAAAGAGGAGACAUUAAGCUUAUUCAAAACGAAACUUGACAGAACACUUGUUAUAGUAGAAGAAGUUUCUGGAAAGCUAGAUAUUCUCAACAUGAACAUGAGCAAGCUCAUGAGAGUUAUAAUACCUUCAGAAAAGAGAAUUUCGCGUCCUGAAAAAAUGCCAGCAUUACCGCUUAACACAAAACAAGAUUUAGAAGAAUUUAACAAAUUCUUGGAAGCGGAUCAUAAUUUAGCUGCUGCUUGUCAUUACAUGUCUAAUUAUAUGAAGUUAAGCGUGAAGAAUCCCGAAAGGAAAAGCGCAACAAAUAUGCUAACAAAAUUACUCUCUAAUACACUGGCAAGUGAAAUAAAUUGUGACGGAGGUAAUGGGAAAAUUGCUUUCAAAUCGCUUAAACUUUAUGAUUUGUUUCAAGGAACUCUUCAAAUAGCUUUUUCGAAUAGUGAUCUUACUGAAGCAAAUGCAGCUUUGGCUGGGUGGUUAAAAGAUGCAAAAUGGCGCAAGCAGUGUGACGGCAGUUUGGGAAAUAGGAAGAAAAAAUCUUAAAAUUACGACUGAACAACAGUAGUGUUUCUAUAAAUAAUAUAUCAAAUGUUUAAUUACUUAUAUAUGGGUUCAUGAAUAUAUCAACUUUUCUUGCAUAAGCAUUUUGCACAGAACAGUAUGGGAUUAUUUGUGCUUUGAUAAGAUUAUUUUUAUACUUUAAAGAAAAUGUGAUUGUUAUUUUAUGGCAGAGUCUUUGAUAAGAUUACGUUUUAUACAACUCUUUAAAGAAAAUGUGAUUAUUUUAUUUAAA